Molecule: messenger RNA, 2263 nt
Organism: Nothobranchius furzeri (turquoise killifish)
Lineage: Eukaryota; Metazoa; Chordata; Actinopteri; Cyprinodontiformes; Nothobranchiidae
Gene: ngly2
Molecular function (GO): oxidoreductase activity, acting on paired donors, with incorporation or reduction of molecular oxygen, reduced ascorbate as one donor, and incorporation of one atom of oxygen
Source: RefSeq, a predicted model, not a curated record
GGUCCUCCCAGAGCUUCAGCUCCUCUUGAUAUAAAAGGGAGAAAGAAAUCUGCCAGUUUUGAUGUUUGUAUAAGUUUGGUUUUUUUAUUUUUAUUUGUAAAUAAAACUCAGCUGAUGUGACGUAAACUGGUGGUUCGUGGUGAGUUCACUGUCCCUGUCCAGUAGCGGGAAAAUGGCAUUGCUGCCUUUAGGCUCCGCGGUGUUUUUGUUCCUGGUUGUGACCUCUCAUGUGACAGAAGCAGCGGGGAGACCGAAGCGCCGGAUGAGCCUGUCUGAAGAUGACAACUGGCCCCAGAAUUUCGCCAGCUCUCAGCCAGGAGCCGGGCCGGAACCCGGGGACGUGGUGUCCGCCUUCACCGUCUCCACUCUGGGUGGGACGUUCUCCUACCUCCCCGGAGCUCUGAACGGCUCUCUGGUCAUUCACGCCUUCACCAACAAGUCCGGGUUCCUGGAGAGUCUGUGGAGCUCCGAGUCCUCUCUGACCAGUCUGGUUGAUGGUCUCCCGGACAGUACGCAGGUUCUGUUUCUGUCCCUGGACGACUCUGCGGUCUCAGAUGUUCUGUGGAUGAGGGAGCAGCUGCAGCGGGUCGCGAUGCGCAGAAGGAAGGAGGUUCUGGCCCAGUUGCACUUCUCUCCUGUGCCGGUUUUCGCUCUGGGGAACUGGAUCCCGAGUGUGUUUUACUACUGGGGCUGCGUGGGACACAACUGUGGUCUUUCUCAGGCCGUUUUCACCUGUGAUGGAUGCAAAAUGCCCAUCGUUAUUAAGAGACUGGAUGCGAGGUACGACUGGCUCGUGGCCCGCUGGAGUUCAUCGUCCUAUCAGCUGGUUGAUGUGGGAGACGGGUGUGACCUGUCGCCCUCUGUAGCCGGCUCUGUGGCCUGGGUCUCUGAGGUCAACUGCUCUUUCUUCAAUAAGGUUCAGAACAUGGCCCAAUCCAAUGCCGCAGGUGUCCUUGUCUACUCACUUCCUGGGAAUCCAAUCCAGGACAUGAACUGCGUUGGGGAUGAAUGUAACUAUCCUCUUAACAUUCCGGCUGCCAUGGUACAUGAGGAGGUUUGGGUCACUUUGGCGCUCCGGUCUGGGCAGUUGGUGAAUGUUUCUUUCCAGACGACCCCAUCUCCAAAUUUCUUCAUUGGCAUUGACCAACAGGGCACUCUGGCUGAGAUGGGCUGGUUCCUCUACCCAGCCUUUAAUUUUAUUAAUUGGCAGGCCCAAUGGUUUGAAUUUGUUGCUGGUCUGAAGACCAAACUCCAAAGUCCUGCUAAAGUUGUUUCUGUGUUUGAUAAAAUCACAAUGCAGGGCGAGAAAGGAGCCGUGGCCACGGUGGACCUGCCUUUAGACUUGUGGGACUUUGACACUCUGCAGCUGGACUUGUCUCUGUCGUGUCCCAGCAGAAGAGACUCGUCCUGCGCUCAGUGGGACCACACGGUGCAGCUGUUCUUGUGCUGCGAUGAGCUGAGUUCGUUCUGCAACACCGAGCUGGGGCGAUGGAUCACGGCGUUCCGCAGAGGCAUCGGACGCUGGCUGACGGACGUGUCUCCUCUGCUGCCGUUGCUGAACAGAAACAGAUGCACCUUCACUUUGAAGACGGUGCCUUGGGCGAUGCCGUGGAUCGCCUCCCUCAGCCUGAGAUUCAGCAUCAGCAAUCAGACGGAUGUAGAUGGUGCGAGAAAGCUCCACCCCUUCAGAGUGAUGCCUCUCUUCAGCGGGGGGACGUUUGACAAAAGCUACAACAAGAGAUACUGGCCAACGAAACUGCCAAUCCCAAAAUCGUCCAAGAAGGUGGAGCUUUACGCCGUCAUCACAGGACAUGGCAGUGACGAGAACGGCUGUGGAGAGUUCUGUGUCACCUCCCACCACUUCCUGAUCAAUUCAAUUUAUAACAACACUCUUACAUUUGACUCUGCAGGAACAGCUCUUGGCUGCACGAUGCGUGUGAAAGACGGCGCGGUACCAAACGAACACGGAACAUGGCUGUACGGGCGAGGAGGCUGGUGUGACGGGUUGCAGGUCGACCCCUGGAGGGUCGACAUCACCAAACAGCUGGACCUGAGCGAGUCUGAGUCCAACACAGUGGUUUACUUCGGUUUGUUUGACGGCGUGGAUCCUGAUCCGGCUCAGCAGCCUGGAUACAUCAUCAUGUCCUCUUUUCUCAUCUUCUACAAAUAAAAUAAAAACAGGUUUUUUUCUUAACACGAUUCUUAACGAUGAAAUGAAUUUAACACAGAAUGUUCACUCAAACAAUAAAUGUCUAUUUUCUCA